Rhinopithecus roxellana (golden snub-nosed monkey) is the source of this 1263-nucleotide messenger RNA. It is a transcript of the gene ITGB3BP, whose product is annotated as integrin subunit beta 3 binding protein. Bases 100 to 993 code for a protein of 297 amino acids. The transcript is spliced from 9 exons. Gene Ontology annotation, cellular component: nucleoplasm. NCBI's taxonomy places the organism in Eukaryota, Metazoa, Chordata, Mammalia, Primates, Cercopithecidae. The record is from RefSeq and is a predicted model, not a curated record. Gene Ontology annotation, biological process: CENP-A containing chromatin assembly; regulation of DNA-templated transcription.
GCAGAGCCCUUCCCCAAAGGAUCCGGCUAGAAAUCUAGGAAGCGCUGACAGACGGCUGUGUUGCUCCUCUAUCGCGGGGCCAGAUAGAGGAGCCGCGGUAUGGCCAGAGUAGUGAGAGAGAGUGCUCUGUUAUACCCAGCAGAAACUGGGUGCUGUCUUGGGCCUAAACUCACCUCCCGCUCCUUUGCUCGCUCACACCCGGAUCCUUCGUCGCGGGGAGGGUGUUUCCGCCCGGCCGCGGUGGGCGUGACGCAACGUCCAGCGCGCGCUUUUCAUGCCUUGGCGUUUCCUUUGGCGGAGUUUCUGUUUUCAGAAGAUGGUGGGUUUGUUUUGUUCCGCGGCAGUGGUGCUUCCCGGAAUCUCAGAAUGCCUGUUAAAAGAUCACUGAAAUUGGAUGAUCUGUUAGAAGAAAAUUCAUUUGAUCCUUCAAAAAUCACAAGGAAGAAAAGUUUUAUAAGUUAUUCUCCAACAACUGGAACUUGUCAAAUGAGUCUGUUUGCUUCUCCCACAAGCUCUGAAGAACAAAAGCACAGAAAUCGACUAUCAAAUGAAAAGAGAAAAAAAUUGAAUCACCCCAGUUUAACUGAAAGCAAAGAAUCGACAACAAAAGACAAUGAUGAAUUGAUGAUGUUGCUAUCUACAGUUGAGAAAUUGUCGGAAGAAAUCAUGACGAUAAUGCAAAAUUUAAGUAGUAUACGGGCUUUGGAGGGCAGUAGAGAGCUUGAAAAUCUCAUUGGAAUCUCCUGUGCAUCACGUUUCUUAAAAAAAGAAAUGCAGAAAACCAAAGAGCUAAUGACAAAAGUAAUUAAACAAAAACUGUUUGAAAGGAGUUCAGGACUUCCUCACAAACGCAUUAAGGCUGACUUGCCCAUUACCAGAUUUUCCCAAAGGACUGAGUUCCUGCAUAGAGGAGACUGUAUGACUAAACCAUGCAUUAAGAAGAAAUGCAGUCACCAUGAGCACCAACUUUUGCAUCUGCCUGAUCAUAUUUAAAGGAACAGAGAAAUAUUUGUAAUUAAUCUGCCCAGUAAAUACCAGCUCGUAGCAGUCAGCAGGUGCAUGUCUAGAUAAAAUUUCUUGCAGCUAAUUUAAACUUUCUACACACACCAGUAGAUAAUCUCAAUGUAAAUAAUACAUUUCUUCUUGACUCUUUAAUGUAAGCCAACAUGGAGAGGAAGAUCUUGACUUAUAUUCUGUACCACACACUUCUGUGGACUUUUAGCAUUCGUGGGUAGACUUAAUAAAGCAUGUAUAAAAGUGGCA